This is a messenger RNA of Medioppia subpectinata, 1860 nucleotides long. The record is from the annotation of a GenBank genome assembly. Lineage: Eukaryota; Metazoa; Arthropoda; Arachnida; Sarcoptiformes; Oppiidae.
AUGGCAUGUUUUUCACUAUUAAUACAAACAAUGAAACGAUUUCUACUGUUAGCGAACCCGAGAACUGGAUCCGAAUAUUUGUCCACUUUAUUGAGAAGUCAUCCCGAGAUAGGACUCGACGGCGAACUACUCAAUGAUGAACACAAUCUUCCCGACGAUGUCCUCCAAUACUGUGGCCAACAAUUGUCUAAAUUUGAGCAGAAAUUUGUAUUUCCCGAACAGAUCUUCAAACGUAAGUUACGUUUCGAUGAAUUGGUCCGACAUUUGGGCGCAGAUGUGGUGAUAGUGUUGUGGAGGAAAUCCAUUGCCGAACAGUUGUCUUCACUCAGAAUUGCAGAAAAGACUGGCGUCUGGUUUGAAGGCGUGGAAGACUUCAACAAUAAUCAUAAGAAUGGCCUAAAAGUGAAGACAAGUAUUUCAGACCAAGAAAUGAGAGAAUAUCACGAGUUUUUGGUGAAAGAUUGGCAAACAAUUGGCAGUCAAUGGCCUAUAGAUAUAAUCCCGAUAUAUGUCUGUUACGAAGAUUUGAUUGCGGAUCCGUUGACACAAUUGCGGCAAAUCAUGGCUCGUUUGAGUUGUGAUAUGGAAACCUAUGUCUUCACGAGUCCCGGAGCCGUCAAACCAGCGGUUCCGCCAUCGGAUAAGAUUGAAAAUUGGGCGCAAAUAAGCGAUGAAUUAAAAGUAAUGGAUUGCAUCGAGAAAAACCUGAACGUGAAAUGUCAAGCCCUGGACUUUGUUCCCGAUCCCGAGCCCCCGAUGCCAUCAAAGGGCUGGCGAUAUAACGUUUGCGCGCCUUUUAUGCCUAAUGAGGCCAAAGACAAUGUAAUCCAAGCGCUGGUCUCGGGUUCGGUGUCUUCGGCCGGUUUUUGGCCCAAAGAAAUGGCCGAUAAGUUGCGUAAAGUAUUUGACUGUCCGGUGGCUCAGCCGUGCAGUAAUGGCUUCACAUCUUUGGUGAUAACAAUGCAAUCACUGGGUUUGAGAAGUGAUGAUGAGGUUAUUAUGCCUUCACUAACAAUGAUAGCGGUUCCCAAUGCGGUCGCAUUCUUAGGAGCCGUACCUGUAUUUGCCGACUGCGCUGACGGGCAGUACAAUCCCGGACUCAACGAGAUAUUGGAUGUCUCUUCAGAGCGGACGCGUGCGGUUGUGUUGACGCAUACCUAUGGAGUGCCGACCGAACACUUGGAGAGCAUUGCAAACGAAUGCAAAGCCAGGAAAUGGACUCUAAUUGAAGACAUCAGUGAAUGCGUUGGCGUAAGAGUGCGGACAGAGAGCGGCGAAAGCCGACUGUUGGGCACUUUCGGUGACUUCGGCUGCGCUUCACUCUAUGCUAAUAAGAUAAUACACGGCGGAGACGGCGGCUUCGUUGUGGCCAAGGAUGCAGUACUCAUGACACGACUUAAGGCACUCGUAAACCACGGAUUUACACCCAAUUACCACUUCUUACACUUCGAGAGCACAAUGAAUGCCAAAAUCAAUGGUUUGGGAGCGGCUCUGGUGUGCGGUUGUCUCGAUCGCAUGGAUCAGGUGUUAGCUCACAGACAACUACUCUCUCAAUGGUAUCGUCAAUAUCUUCAAGACUUGCCGUUAGAGUUGAUGCCAGAGUGCGGUCCGUCUGACACGCCGUGGGUUUUCGGUAUUGUCUGCGAAACCAAACAAAUUCGGCACAAAUUGAGGGCAUAUUUGGCCGAAAAUGGUGUCGAAACGCGUGAUUACUUCUAUCCGCUUCACUUUCAACCGGCUUUCCGUCGAAUCACAAGUGAUCGCAGGUAUGGGAGGGCCGAGAGGUUGGGUUCGACCGGCUUUUAUUUGCCCACAUAUUAUGAUUUGACACAAAUCGACAUCAAAUACAUCUGUGAUGUC